CCUCAGGACCUGGAAGCAUCUACAUCUCACACUUUCAAAGUGAAGAGUUUCAAGAAAGUAAAACCAUGUGGGAUAUGUCGUCAGGCGAUUACCCGGGAAGGAAGUACUUGCCGAGGUUGCAAGCUGUCCUGUCACAAGAAAUGUGAAGCCAAGGCUGCCACACCUUGUAUGCCUGUUGGCAAUCAUGAGCUGCCAUCCACCGAAGAGAGCCCUGCAAAGCAUGUAGAUACCCCGGUAUUUUCAAGAUCCCCUCAAAUUAUGCAGGCACAACGUAAACCUUCAAGGAACUUGAGCCUAAACCAGGCCAUGGAAGACACUUGUGAACUAGACCUGGUAUAUGUCACAGAACGGAUAAUUGCUGUCAACUUUGCAAGUUUGUCAGAAGAACAAACCUUUUGCAGCAACCUGAAGGAGGUGGCUCAAAUGCUUAAAUCCAAGCAUGGGGACAGUUACUUGCUUCUUAAUCUGUCAGAGAGGAGACAUGACAUCAGCAAACUGCAUUCCAAGGUCCUGGAUUUUGGGUGGCCUGACUUACACACUCCUGCCCUGGAGAAGAUAUGCAGUAUCUGCAAGGCCAUGGACACAUGGCUCAAUGCUGACCCACACAAUGUGGUAGUGUUGCAUAAUAAGGGGAACAGAGGUCGAACAGGGGUUGUUAUUGCUGCUUACAUGCACUAUAGCAAUAUUUCAGCCAGUGCAGAUCAAGCUCUGGACCGGUUUGCCAUGAAGAGAUUUUAUGAGGACAAGGUGAUCCCAGCUGGGCAGCCAUCUCAGAAGAGAUAUGUCUAUUACUUCAGCGGUCUGCUGUCUGGCACCAUCAAAAUGAACAACAAGCCCCUCUUCUUGCAUCAUGUCAUCAUGCAUGGAAUACCCAACUUUGAGUCCAAAGGAGGCUGCCGGCCAUUCCUCAAGAUAUAUCAGGCAAUGCAACCGGUCUACACAUCAGGAAUCUACAAUGUGCAGGGGGACAGCCAGACAAGCAUCUGUAUCACCAUAGAACCAGGACUCCUCUUAAAGGGAGAUAUUUUGCUGAAAUGCUAUCACAAGGAAUUCCGUAGCCCGACUCGGGAUGUAAUCUUUCGGGUGCAGUUCCAUACCUGUGCCAUUCAUGAUUUGGCUAUUGUCUUCAAUAAAGAGGACCUGGACGAUGCCUUUAAAGAUGAGCGAUUUCCUGAGUAUGGGAAGGUGGAAUUUGUAUUCUCCUAUGGUCCCGAGAAGAUUCAAGGCAUGGAACAUUUAGAGAAUGGCCCAAGUGUCUCAGUAGACUACAACACAUCAGAUCCGCUCAUCCGCAGGGAUUCCUAUGAAAACUUCAAUAUACGUCGUGAAGACAGCAUGGACGAAGUUGGGCACACCCAAGGACCUCUGGAUGGAAGUCUCUACGCCAAAGUGAAAAAGAAAGACUCCCUUCACGGCAGCACUGGCACUGUCAACCCCAACCGGCUUGCCCUCUCUGCUGCCCCCAACCACGUUGAGCACACACUGUCGGUCAGCAGCGAUUCAGGGAACUCAACUGCUUCCACCAAGACAGAUAAGACUGAUGAGCAGGCAGCACCUUCGGUUCCCAGCAGCAGUGGAGGAAACAACCCUAUUUUGACCCCUGAAGAAAAGCGAGAGCUUGAGAGCUUGCUCAGUGGAUUUGGUUUGGAAAACGAAGCCACCAUGCACAACCACAGGCCCAGUGAGAUAGCAGCAGCUGUUUCUGCUUCACCGGGACGCCAUAUCAUACCAGCUCAGAUUCAUGUCAAUGGGGAAGCUGCUGGCUUAGUGGCCGAGAGGGAAACUGACAUUUUGGAUGAUGAGUUGCCCAACCAGGAUGGACACAGUGUGGGUAGCUUAGGUACCCUCUCCUCUUUCGAUGGCACUACCAACACCAGUGACAUUGGCUAUCAUGAGGCUCCCCGGAUGGAGAGCCUCAAUUCUUUACCCAAUGGUUCAUCCAAUUUCAAUGGCUUAGACAAGCUGCAUGAUUCGGAGAUGGUUAUCAACGGUGGUUAUCCCUACAACAACCAGAAUGCCUUACGGAACAUUAUGGGACGUCACCCUCAUGAUCCUUAUGCGCAUAUCAGGCCCUCAGUGUCUGCCCAAGAAAAUCUGGCGGAUUAUCACCAGCAUGGCUUCCCCACCCCUGGCUGGUUACAACCCCAGCCUCCAGCCUCCAGCCAGCCUUAUCCAUAUGGCUGCGACUCAAAUAGCAUAUACCGCUCCCAGUCCUUCCCCACAGCUACUGUUGAAAUCUCCCAGCUUCCUCAAGCACCAGCGCGGAGCACAAGUAGUCGCGAAGCUGUCCAGAGGGGGCUUAACUCUUGGCAGCAACAAGGUGGAGGUAGCAGACCACCAUCACAUCAACAGGAUGGUGCCCGAGACAGCCAUAGUUCCAGUCUUGCUAGUGCAAGUCCCCAAUCCAGCCCUUCACAAGCAGCACCCUCUCAAAGCAUAAGCAUCCCUGAAUUCCCUAGAGUUGCCUCCCAGAAGGAAAUAGAACAAUCCAUUGAAGCUCUCAAUAUGCUCAUGCAUGACCUGGAUCCCUCUGUCUCCAUGAUGCCUAAAUCCCAGAGUGUUCCAUUGGCUACCAGAGAAGACAGGCCACACCCAGUAGCCCUUUCAAUGUCUGCCCAACCUGUGAUAGGACCUCAUGUGGUGCAACCAAAGGCUACCAAUGCGUUUGGCUUGAUUCCAGGAAGCCCUUCACAAAACUCUCUUGGCUCCAGUGUGCCCCAGAUGGCUGAACCAAUACCCAAAGCUCAUCCUAUGAAACUAUUGCUCAACAGUGUUGGAGAACCAGAGUAUCCAACACAAGAUUUCAGAGAGGCCUAUUCUCCAUAUGGUUAUCAGAACCAACAGCCAACUGUAAUACAAGGAAAGAGCCUUGGGCAGAUGGCAGGAAGCCCACCCACAUCUCCCAGGCCUCAUGCAACAGCAUGCAAGGUCUUGGAAGGGCAGCAUCCUCUGCUGACAUCACCUCCCUCAUCCACAACAGCAGUCCAACCCCAGAUGCCCUUAAACGAGGCUGAGCAUCAGGGGGAAGCCUCUCAGGCUUCAGGGGAAGAGCCGUUGCAUCUUGAAGGUCUGGUGGCUCACAGAGUAGCAGGAGUGCAGCUGCCCCAGGAGAAGUCACCAGAUGAAGGUGAAGCCCUUGUCCGGAGACGUACCACCAGUGAGGGUCAAUAUGAGAACAGCCCCCAGGAACCCAGUUCACCACGAAGCCCGACUGUCCGAUCACCGAUUCACUGUUUCUCACCAGAGGUGGUCAGCUCCAUCGCUGCCAAUCCUGGAGGAAGACCUAAGGAGCCCCAUCUUCACAGCUACAAAGAAGCUUUGGAGGAGAUUCAAGGGACCUCUCCAAGCAGUCCACCUUCCAGUGGUGGUGAGACUUCUCCCCAAACCCCUGCUUUCCCUGUCUCACCACAAACCCCUUACAGCAACCUGUUGCGGUCUCCACCAGGACUGGCUAAAACUCCACUUUCAGCACUGGGGCUGAAACCUCAUAAUCCAGCAGAGAUUUUUUUGCAGCAGACAGGAGAGGUAUAUGGGGAAACAGUAGUUGAAUAUGAUCAAGAGCCCCGGAGCUAUGUGGAAUCUGUGGCUCGUACAGCAGCAGCAACAGGCAAUAGCAGUGGGAGUGGAAUCAGCCUUGCUGGGAAGUUCCAGCCAUCUUUGGCUUUAGAGACCUACAGCACUGAGACAUCUGGAAGGAAUGAGUCCCUCAAUAACUCCUUCACCUUGCCUAGCCCAGCCUCUGCCAGCAGCCCCAUACAUAGCAUGGAUGGGAUAUCUAUUGGUAGUUACCCAUCAGAAAACAGUGCCAGCAUAGCCAUUUCCUUCCAGCCAUCUGCCGAGUCCAGCUUCCAAUCCACUAAUCUUUCUCAGGGUCCUUCAGCACACAGCAGUUACCAAAAUACAUCUACAUCAACUCAGGGCCUGCCGGUCUCUAUCAAUGCCGACUUCCCUGAUGGCCGAACCAGCGCUCAACAAGAUAACCAUCCAACUCCUCAAGCCCAGAUCAUGGCAUCUGGGGUCCAAGUCAUGCCUGGAAGCCCACACGCCCUUCAUAGAACAGUAGCUACCAAUACUCCCCCCAGCCCAGGAUUUGGGCGAAGAACUGUUAGCACAAAUAUGGUGGUCAUUCCAGGAAGCCCAAGCAUGAACAGGCACUUAAUGGGUUCCCAUAGCACUGUUGUUUCAUCACCUGGGAGUCCAAGCCAUGCUCGUCACCAGCCCUUAGCAGGGGGUAGCACAGCCAUGAUUUCCAGGAGUCCCAGUCUGGACCGACACCUGGUAUGUGGGUACUCAACUCCAGAGGAAAAGCAACAAACCCUGUCUCGCCAGAGCAGUGCUUCAGGUUAUCAGGCUCCCUCUACCCCAUUAUUUCCUGUCUCCCCCGCAUACUAUCAUGGAAUUAGCCCACAUUCCUCUUCCCCUGACUCGGCAGUAUAUAGACAGGGCAGCCCCACCCCACCCCAACCACUGCUCCCCGAGAAAAAAAGGAUGUCAUCGGGGGAUCGAUCAAACAGCCUGCCCAACUAUGCUACAGUGAAUGGCAAGACUUCAUCACCCAUUUCCAGUGGCAUGUCCAGUCCCAGCAGUGGAAGCAGUAUGGCCUUUCAUCAUACUCUGCCAGAUUUUUCCAAAUUUUCAAUGCCAGACAGCAGUCCUGAAACAAGAGCAAAUGUAAAGUUUGUCCAGGAUACUUCGAAAUACUGGUACAAGCCAGAAAUCUCCAGAGAACAAGCCAUUGCAUUGCUAAAAGACAAGGAACCGGGGGCCUUCAUCAUUCGAGACAGCCACUCUUUCCGGGGAGCCUACGGACUGGCCAUGAAAGUAGCAUCACCACCUCCAGGUGUUAUACAGCAGAGCAAGAAAGGAGACAUCACCAAUGAGCUGGUAAGACACUUCCUGAUAGAAACCAGCCCUAAAGGUGUGAAACUAAAAGGAUGUCCCAAUGAACCCAAUUUUGGUUGCCUCUCUGCUCUGGUGUAUCAGCACUCGAUGAUGCCUCUGGCAUUGCCUUGUAAGCUGGUCAUUCCUGACAGAG
Thamnophis sirtalis is the source of this 5035-nucleotide messenger RNA. Lineage: Eukaryota; Metazoa; Chordata; Lepidosauria; Squamata; Natricidae. The record is from RefSeq and is a predicted model, not a curated record.